Messenger RNA from Eremomyces bilateralis CBS 781.70, 2829 nucleotides. RefSeq names its product plasma membrane phosphate transporter-like protein Pho87. The transcript is spliced from 5 exons. Lineage: Eukaryota; Fungi; Ascomycota; Dothideomycetes; Eremomycetales; Eremomycetaceae. Gene Ontology annotation, biological process: phosphate ion transport; polyphosphate metabolic process; monoatomic anion transmembrane transport. Gene Ontology annotation, cellular component: membrane. The coding region runs from base 120 to 2684 and encodes 854 amino acids. The record is from RefSeq and is a predicted model, not a curated record. Gene Ontology annotation, molecular function: phosphate transmembrane transporter activity.
GUUCCGCUACCGAGCGAAGAGUCCAGCACAACCAGAGCCACGGCGUCUCCGACGCAAAACAAGCUCAAUACGAACAAAAGAGGCGAGAGAAGCUCCAGCGUCUCUGGGAGGAAAGCGAGAUGAAGUUCUCCCAUAGUUUGCAGUUCAAUGCGGUCCCGGAUUGGAGUAGCCAAUACAUUGCGUAUAGCAACCUGAAGAAGCUAAUCUACCAGCUUGAGAAACAGUCACAUCAGCGAGGACGGACCGGGCAGGCUCAGGAUGCCGAAUCAUCUCCGCUCUUGGACGGGACGUCCGACGACCCGGACCAGGUCUUCACCAACGCUCUCGACCAAGAACUCGACAAGAUCUGCUCCUUCUACCGAUUCAAGGAGCUCGAAUUAUAUGGCGAGCUAGAACAGAUUCUCAAGGAUGAAGAGUCAUUUGAAGACGAAGCGAGCGAUUUGGAGCAUGAUGCGGUCAAUUCGAGUCGCAUGACACAGGCGCGGCCACGGUCUUCAAGUAUAUUCCGAACCAUGCCAUUCGGCUCGGGGAGACGACGCGCGAGUACAACCACGAGUCGAACCUCAACAGGCGGUCUAAUUGAGGAAGAGGAGGAUGACAGCGAUGAUGACGUUGAUGAGAGAUCUGCUCUGAAGCGGCAGAGGACAGCUGAAAGUUCCUGGGUUGGAGAUUCGCAGCAUGGGGAUCGGGAGUCUCGGGACCUAUCGCGACGGAGGACGAGCGGGGGCGCUCACGACUACAACGAUAUGAUGUUCUCAUCCAUCUACGAAUCCGGCAUGACGCUCAAGAAGCGCAUCGUCGGCAUCUACGUGUCGCUCUGCGAGCUUCGAUCGUAUAUCCAGCUCAACCGGACCGGAUUCACCAAGGUGCUGAAGAAAUACGACAAGAUCCUCAGCCGCAAUCUCAAGCGCUCGUACAUCGAUCGAUGUGUGGAGCCGGCCCAGCCGUUUGUGAAAGCCACCAUGGACCAGCUAAACGGGAAUAUCGAAGAGGUGGAGAAGGCAUAUGCCCACAUGCUGCCGUCGCAGGACGAAAGUCUCGCGAAACGUGAACUUCGGCUGCAUCUACGAGAGCAUGUUGUCUGGGAGCGUAAUACCGUGUGGCGCGAGAUGAUCGGCAUCGAACGACGAGCCCAAGCGGCGAAUAUGGGGAUCAGAAACACGAUGCUAGGGCAAGAAACUGAUCCCGCGAAAGCGAGACUCCAAGGGGACGAGGUGGAGCCGACGACGAAGGUAAUUCAGACGCCGUUGGGCGAGUAUAACGUCCCGAUCUGGCUGCUCAGCAAAACCAUCUAUGUCUUGAUUGGAAUUUGGGCGAUCUUCCUCGCCUUGCUGUUCAUCCCGAUUAUGAGAAUGCCGGAACAGCAGAAUUGUCUUGCUUUGGUGGUUAUCGUCAGCCUGUUAUGGGCUACGGAGGCCAUCCCGCUCUUCGUGACCUCCUUACUUGUUCCGCUCCUUGUGGUUGUUCUUCAGGUUGUCCGAGCCGAUGAGAAGCCCCAUAACCGUCUCGGAUCCAAAGAGGCAGCGAAGCAUGUUUUCGCUGCAAUGUGGACUCCGGUGAUCAUGCUUCUGCUGGGCGGUUUUACGAUCGCUGCCGCCUUAUCCAAGUACAAUAUUGCCAAAAAGAUGGCGACGGUUGCGUUGAGCAAAGCUGGAACAAGUCCAAAGAUCGUUCUCCUGACAAGCAUGUGCGUCGCGACGUUCGCCAGCAUGUGGAUCAGUAAUGUCGCCGCUCCCGUACUUUGCUAUUCGAUCAUACAGCCUAUUCUUCGCAAUCUUCCAUCCGACUCGAACAUGUCCAAGGCAUUGCUCCUUGGCAUUGCUCUAGCCUCGAACAUCGGUGGCAUGGCAUCUCCGAUCGCCUCGCCCCAGAAUCUGAUCGCACUACAGAACAUGACGCCUCAGCCUGGCUGGGGUAUCUGGUUCUUCAUUGCGAUACCGAUCUCUGUUAUCUCCAUCCUAUUGAUCUGGAUUCUGCUUCUCGUCACCUUCCGACCCGGCCGAAAUACCACCAUCGUGCCAAUUCGUGCCAUCAAAGAAAAAUUCUCUGGCAUCCAAUGGUUCAUCAGCAUCGUCACCGUCGCCACCAUUAUCCUGUGGGUUCUAAGCCAUCAACUGGAGCCGAUAUUUGGCGAUAUGGGCGUGAUUGCGCUUAUUCCCAUCGUUCUCUUCUUCGGCACCGGUAUCCUGACCAAGGAAGAUUUCAACAAUUUCCUGUGGACGAUCAUUAUCCUUGCCGCAGGUGGACUCGCACUCGGCAAUGCGGUUAACUCGUCUGGACUGCUCCAUACCAUUGCCGGGGCGAUCACCACCAAAGUUGAACACCUGCCGCUCUACGCCGUGCUGGUCGUGUUCUGCACCUUGAUUCUCAUUGUCGCGACGUUCAUCAGCCACACGGUUGCGGCCCUCAUCAUUCUACCUCUUGUACAGCAAAUUGGCAUCGGGAUGGAGCAACCGCAUCCGAACCUGCUGGUAAUGGGCAGUGUCCUCAUGUGCUCUGCUGCGAUGGGAUUGCCAACGAGCGGUUUCCCUAAUAUGACUGCUAUCAUGAUGGAAGACCCACAAACUGGACAGAGAUAUCUACGGGUCAAACACUUCAUUACCCGCGGUGUACCAGCUUCCGUGCUUACUUACAUGGUUGUAAUUACGGUUGGGUAUGGACUGAUGCUUGCUGCGGGCUUCUAGACGAUGGAUUAAAUGCUUUGGUUUAUAUUCGAAGUGCUACAUAUCGAUCCUAAAGUAUAGAUCGUGUAAUAUAUGCUCUCUUUCGAGAGUUCUGAGUCGAUAUUCUUUUUGCCCGGCAGUGUAGGAUCCGUAUAUCAUUCGCGCU